Coregonus clupeaformis (lake whitefish) is the source of this 3045-nucleotide messenger RNA. RefSeq names its product early growth response protein 1. Gene Ontology annotation, biological process: regulation of transcription by RNA polymerase II. NCBI's taxonomy places the organism in Eukaryota, Metazoa, Chordata, Actinopteri, Salmoniformes, Salmonidae. The record is from RefSeq and is a predicted model, not a curated record. The transcript has 2 exons. Gene Ontology annotation, molecular function: DNA-binding transcription factor activity, RNA polymerase II-specific; RNA polymerase II cis-regulatory region sequence-specific DNA binding. The coding region runs from base 453 to 1979 and encodes 508 amino acids.
CCUCAGCCUGGCGAAACAGCACUCGGAGCAAAACAGAGCUCAUUUCAGUACAGAGCAGGAAGCCCCAUAGUACGCUAGCGAAAUUAUUCUAACCAAACACGUGAACUAAAAUAGAAAAAGUUAAUCAAAAGGGAAAACACAACAACUACACAUUUAUUGAUUACAAAUCGGGAUUACCAGAAGAAAAAAUAAUGUUUUCAUUCCUAUACUUAUGGGAAUGAAUUAACCACAACAUCGUUUUUUAAAGACUGGGAUCUUUUGCGAAGUUGAAUGCAGCAAAGUCUUGCAGAUCUUUCAGCAUUGGAUUCCUCAGACCAUCCUACUCAACAAGAGCAGCAGCAGGAUCAUCAGCUGGCUGGUAACCUCUCACCUGAGACAAAAAGCUGCAGUGUCAGCAGCGUCUCCACCUCCUCUGUUUCUCCAGACAGCCAGAGCACCGGCAGCACAGCACCAUGGCUGCAGCCAAGACAGAGAUGCUCCCCUCAGCCCUGCAGAUCUCAGACCAACUGGGCUUCCCCUACUCUCCCAUGGACAGCUACCCCAAGCUGGAGGAGAUGAUGUUGCUCCACUCAGCAGGGACCCCCUUCCUGGCUGCCUCUGCGCCAGAGGGUGUAGGCUUUGGGACCGGGGAGCCAGGAGACUCGUACAACCACCUGACUGGAGAUGCAUUGCAUGACAUCUCUAUCGGCUGUGACAAGUCUCUAAUGGACCAGACCUACUCAACCCCUCGCCUUCCCUCCAUCUCUUACACAGGGAGGUUCACCCUGGAGCCUGCAAACAGCUGCAGCAACAGCCUGUGGGCAGAGCCAUUAUACAGCCUGGUCAGUGGGCUGAUGGGCAUGUCCCAACCGCCCACCUCAGCUGCCCCAUGCUCCUCUGCUGCUCCGGUCAGCUCCUCCUCCAACACCAUGAGCUGGCCCGGCCAAAUCGGCGACACCAGCCCCACCUACUGCAGCGUCAGCCCUGACCUCUUCCCUGACUCUAACCAGUCCUUCCCCAGUCCCUCAAACAGCUCAGUCCAAUACCCACCACCCUCCUACCCCAGCAGCAAGACAUGCUCCUCCAACAUGACUCUGCCCAUGAUCCCAGACUACCUGUUUCCUCAGCAGCAGGGUGAGAUCAGCUUGCUGCCCCCUGACCAGAAGCCUUUCCAGUGUCAGAGCAUCCAGCAGCAGCUCUCCCUCACGCCCCUGUCCACCAUCAAGGCUUUCGCCACACAGACUGGUUCUCAGGACCUGAAGGGCUCCUACCAGUCUCAGCUGGUCAAGCCUGGUUCUCAGGACCUGAAGGGCUCCUACCAGUCUCAGCAGGUCAAGCCUGGUUCUCAGGACCUGAAGGGCUCCUACCAGUCUCAGCAGGUGAAGCCCAGCCGCAUGCGCAAGUACCCCAACCGCCAGUGCAAGACUCCGCCUCACAAGCGACUCUACCCCUGCCCCUUGGAGACGUGCGACAGCCGUUUCUCCCGUUCAGACGAGCUGACACGCCACAUUCGCAUCCACACGGGCCAGAAGCCCUACCAGUGCCGCAUCUGCAUGCGCAACUUCAGCCGCAGCGACCACCUGACCACGCACAUCCGCACGCACACCGGCGAGAAGCCCUUCGCCUGCGAAAUCUGCGGCCGCAAGUUUGCCCGCAGCGAUGAGCGCAAACGGCACACCAGGAUCCACCUGAGGGAGAAGGGCAGGAAGGUGGAGGAGGCGGGGUCCGCCCCCAUGGCCAUCCCUUCCCCAGUCUCAGGGUACUCCUCCCCCUCCACAUCAUACCCCUCUCCCAGCUCUUCAUACUCCUCCCCAGUGCCCUCCUGCUACUCCUCCCCAGUGCACAGCUCCUAUGGCUCCCCAUCGGUCAACACCAUGUUCUCCUCAGUCUCCAGUACAUUUCAGACGCAGGUGUCCACCUCGUACGGCUCCUCCACAAACAUUUACAGCUCCCCAGUGGGCACUCCUCAGUCAGACCUGCAGUCCACCCUCUCUCCAUAGAACAUUGACAUCUGCUAAGACUUUCAUAUCUUUACCUAUCAUUUAUUUCUGUUUGAAAAGAACAAGCGAACAACAUUGUUACCUUUUCGAAUGCACUUUUACUCCCUCUGUGUCCAUACAGCACUUAAAGAUCAUGAAACGUGACAGAUAGCGACAGAGGAUAGAAAGGGAACAGUUUCUCUCUUCAACUCAACCCCAGUACUUCAACCAGUCUUCAGAUAUGUAGAGAGCGAAAAAAUAUUAGGCUUUUGGUGGGACUGUUGAUACUGACAACCUGAAAUUCCAAAAGACUGAUGAUAUGCAAACAGCCCCAUGUCUUAGUGUACCUGUGCCAGGUUUUUGUUUUUCAUCUUUUUUAGACUUUGUAGAUGAUCAUUCUUUACAUGGUAUCAUUAUUGGAGACUUGAUGGCACCAUGUUUCUCUGAAUACGUUUUCUCGUACGUAGCAACAAUGGUGCGGCCAUUUUAUUGGAGAAGAACAAUUAAAGUACUCAAGCAUGUUUACUGUAAGACACAUUUGUUUCUAUUGCUUUGUAUAUUACCUACUGGUACUCUCUUCCCUGUUCCUUUCUUUUUCAACAUGGAAUAAUGAACAUUCUUCAUUAUCAAACAUUUUGGUGCCUUUUUGUGAAGCUUUAGCAAACAAAACUCUGUUUGUGAUUGGAUGUUUUGCAUCUGAAGAAGCCUUAGGGUGUAAAGUGUAUUUUUCACGGAAUGUAAGAGAUUUUAAGGGAUGAUUUGGAGGGAUUCCGAGGUCAUAGCUUACACAAGAAUGUAAGUGGAAAAAAUGUAUAUUUUUAAUAACUUGAAAGUAAAUAUGUACGUAUUCAGGAGUCAAUGUUGUUACCUACUGUGUAGGCAUGGGAUUUUUAUGUUAUUUACAUGCAGUUCAUUAUUUUGUGGUUAUUUUCAUUUGUAAUUGUUAAACCAAGUGACUGUUUUUGGUUUCUAAAGACAUUGAAUGCGCUUAAUUGCCAAGGAUAUUUGGUGUACAUGAUAUCCUUCAAGAAAAGGGAUAUUAAUAAAAUAUCAAUAUAUUAUGAAAAAAUUGAGUUUGCAUUCUAAU